Cebus imitator (Panamanian white-faced capuchin) is the source of this 1282-nucleotide messenger RNA. RefSeq names its product zinc finger CCCH-type containing, antiviral 1 like (gene ZC3HAV1L). The transcript has 4 exons. Lineage: Eukaryota; Metazoa; Chordata; Mammalia; Primates; Cebidae. Bases 58 to 963 code for a protein of 301 amino acids. The record is from RefSeq and is a predicted model, not a curated record.
AGGAGCCUGCCCGCCCCGGCUCUCCGCGCGGCGCGUACAGGGCCCGCGCCAGCGACUAUGGCGGAGCCCACCGUGUGCUCCUUCCUCACCAAGGUGCUGUGCGCCCACGGCGGCCGCAUGUUCCUGCGGGACCUGCGCGGCCACGUGGAGCUGUCGGAGGCCAGGCUCCAGGACGUGCUGCAGCGCGCCGGGCCCGAGCGCUUCCUGCUGCAGGAGGUGGAGACGCAGGAGGGCCUCGGGGACCCGGAGGCCGAGGCGGCGGCCGGCGCGGUGGGCGGCGGCGGCGGCGGCGGCGCCUCCGCCUGGAGGGUUGUGGCUGUGUCCUCCGUGCGCCUCUGCGCGCGCUACCAGCGCGGCGAGUGCCAGGCCUGCGACCAGCUGCACUUCUGCCGCCGCCACAUGCUGGGCAAGUGCCCCAACCGGGACUGCUGGUCUACCUGUACCCUUUCCCAUGAUAUCCACACACCUGUCAACAUGCAGGUCCUGAAAAACCAUGGACUUUUUGGCCUCAAUGAAGCCCAGCUUCGGAUCCUGCUUUUGCAGAAUGACCCCUGUCUUUUACCAGAGGUCUGUUUGCUCUACAACAAAGGGGAAGCCCUUUAUGGCUACUGCAACCUCAAGGAUAAAUGCAACAAGUUUCACGUAUGCAAAUCCUUUGUGAAGGGAGAGUGUAAACUUCAGACCUGCAAAAGGUCCCAUCAGCUUAUCCAUGCCGCAUCCUUGAAGCUGCUGCAGGACCAAGGAUUGAAUAUUCCAAGUGUUGUGAAUUUUCAGAUAAUAUCCACCUACAAGCAUAUGAAGCUGCACAAGAUGCUUGAAAAUACAGGUAAUUCAUCAUCUUCUACUGAGCGUUCACAAGGCCUUGAGAAGCAAGGAGUGCACGCAGCUAGAGCUGCAGAAGCUGGUCCUCUGACUUCUGUCCCUGCUCAGUUGGCCAAGAAGCCCUGCCCAGGUAAACCUUAAAGGAGGUCAGUGAACUAAGAAGAAGCUUGUUCAGCUUGGAAGAUCAGAAAACAAGGCUUCUGUUUAGCUUUAAUUUGUAACCAUUCAUUCACUUAAUCGUUGAUUGGUAAUGGUCAUAAUAUCUACCUCACCGUGUGUUGUGAGAAGUAAAGAAGAUGGAAAAGGAGAAAAUCUCCUUUUGGAAGGAUAUAGUCAGGCAUGGGUGGUUGGGGAUGGGGCUGGGCAUUGAGCAGGCAGAGAGGUUAAAAUUGAGUGCAGGUGGGGCCAGUCCAGGGCGAGUGCUGAAGGUGGCAACUUCUGCCUGUGGUGCCUAGUGCUU